UCACUGUCAAUUUACUGUCAAAACUAGGGGAAAAAUCACAAAAGUGAAAAUAUUUUGUAUAUUACAAAAUAAUCAUUUACUUGUUAUUAACUAGUUCAUAGAGCAAAAAACAUACUAACAUUAAGCUUGCAGUUGUAUAUGGUGCUACUCGCAAUAGCUCGUUAAUCGUAAUCAUGUACGCGAUAGAAAAGAAAUUCGAGAUUGAAAUGAAACUCAAGAAGGAGAUGAGCAAUAUGGCGGAGUUGAAGGCGGCAGCUAGCCGCAGCUCGGCACUGGCCGGGGACGUAUGCAACGUGCUGGGGGCGUGCGAGCAGCGCCUGCAGCAGCUCGAGACUGCAGUGCUGCCACUGUACGGCGACACGGCACGCCUGCAGCAGAUACACCACAACAUGGAGCGCACAGUGAAAGCCCUGGACCAUGUGAUCAACUACUACAUGGUGUCUCGAGAACUGGCAGAUCUUGUGCAAGCUGGUCCACAUACAUCCAGCACUGAUUCACUCAACAUUUACUUAGAGGCAUUGGAUAAGUUGGCAGAAGCUCAAAAUUAUUUCAACAAGAACAAUCCACAGAGUGUAGAACUCGAAAAUAUUAACCAGUUGUACAACACGGGGGUUUUGAAACUGGAGACCGCUUUCGAAGAGCUGCUGAAUCGCAACACACGUCCACUCUCACCCACCACUCUGAUGGACAUGAUUGCUUUAGAAGAAGACUCGAGCGUGGACAGCGUGAGCGUGUCGGGCUCGGGCCCCAGCUCGUGCGGCGCGGCGCCGGGCGCGGAGGCGCUGCUCGCGGCCCGGGCGCCGGCGGCCAGACAGGCUUUGAACGCCUUUAAAGAUCAUCUGAAAGCGCGGUCUGUCCCUCAUGAUCCUAUCAUGAGAGCUAAAAAUCUACUGCACCGUUCUGACAGCACUACCAAGAAAACGAGCAAGAUACAAAAAGUGAUAGAAAAGCGAGCGAACAAAAUAAUCCAAAAGGCUUCACAGACACUCGAGAAUUCUACCGGGCUAGCGAUCGGCCCUCGCCGCUCCGUCAGCGAGGCUUACACUGAAGAGUCGUACGAAGCGCUAGAAGAGUGGGAAUCGAUGCUAGCGGGCUCCGUGGCGGCCGCGCUGGCUCGGCUCGCGCGGCACGAGCAGCGCGCUCUCCUGGGACUCGUGCCGCUAACUCGUCUGCCACCGUUACUCGCCCAGAUUCUACACGAGUGCUUCGCUACUCUGCACCAGGAUGUCGAGCGCGCGUGCCAGCGUAGCCGUCGCGCUUGUGCGCGCAGCUCUUGCGGCGCAUCAGCGUGCUGGGCGCUGCUGGCGCGCCUGCAGCGCCUGCAGCCCGACGUGGCGCGCGCGCUCGCGCCCGCCGAGCCCACUGUCUACACUAGCAUCGUCAACAACUGCCACAUGCACUGUCUGAAAUCGCUAGAAGAGUGGGUGUCGGGGCUCCGCAGCGACACGUUCGCGGGCGCCGUGGACGGCACCGUGCACCAGCUGGCCGUGGCCGCGCUGGCGCACUGCCACACGCUGGCGCGCCACCUGCAGACCAUAGGGCCGGCGCUGGCCUCGGAGCCGGCCUACGCGCGCGCCGCCGCCGCGCUGCCCGGCGCGCCCGACCGCCACGCCGCGCUGCUCGGCCUCUACGUGCGCAAGGUGCUCGCGCAACUCAACCUCGUGCUGCGCAACAAGAGCGAGCAGUACCCUGAUGCGUUGAAGGCGAUAUUUCUGCUGAACAACACUCUAUACUUACUGCAGGGCUUACAGCGUAGUGGGUUGAUCGAGGUGCUCAUGACGGUGGAACCGGACUGCGAGGCUACCUACCGGGACAUGGUACACGAGUACAAGAACAACUACCUGCAGAGUUGGAACAAGCUGUUGGCCCACACGGUGUUGGAAGAGGCUCCGCCGGCCAAGCUGCGUGACCGCGACCGGCAGCUCCUCAAGGACAAGUUCGCGUCAUUCAACCGUGAAUGGGAGGAGUGCACCAAAGCGCAGCGCAGCUACAGCGUGCCCGACCCGGAACUACGGGAGGCUCUCAAACGAGACAACAAGGAGACUAUACUGCCGCCGUACACCAAGUUUUAUGAUACUUACGGCUCCCUGCCGUUCUCGAAGAACCCGGAUAAAUACGUCAAGUACUCUCCCGUACAGGUAACUACACUUCUGUUACUAGGAGUAUACGAGACAACAAGGAGACUAUACUACCGCCGUACACCAAGUUUUAUGAUACUUACGGCUCCCUGCCGUUCUCGAAGAACCCGGAUAAAUACGUCAAGUACUCUCCCGUACAGGUAACUACACUUCUGUUACUAGGAGUAUACGAGACAACAAGGAGACUAUACUACCGCCGUACACCAAGUUUUAUGAUACUUACGGCUCCCUGCCGUUCUCGAAGAACCCGGAUAAAUACGUCAAGUACUCUCCCGUACAGGUAACUACACUUCUGUUACUAGGAGUAUACGAGACAACAAGGAGACUAUACUACCGCCGUACACCAAGUUUUAUGAUACUUACGGCUCCCUGCCGUUCUCGAAGAACCCGGAUAAAUACGUCAAGUGCUCUCCCGUACAGAUAGCGACCCAGCUGGACGGGUAUUUCGACGAAGCCGCUUAGACAACGCUUACAGUAUUCCACUAUAUUUAUUCCAAUGAUAUUCAAUAAAACGCCUUAUUUAACAUGUUAA
Cydia pomonella (codling moth) is the source of this 2670-nucleotide messenger RNA. It is a transcript of the gene Exo70, whose product is annotated as exocyst complex component 7. The transcript has 16 exons. Bases 174 to 2282 code for a protein of 702 amino acids. Lineage: Eukaryota; Metazoa; Arthropoda; Insecta; Lepidoptera; Tortricidae. Gene Ontology annotation, biological process: exocytosis. Gene Ontology annotation, molecular function: phosphatidylinositol-4,5-bisphosphate binding. Gene Ontology annotation, cellular component: exocyst. The record is from RefSeq and is a predicted model, not a curated record.